This is a messenger RNA of Moneuplotes crassus, 753 nucleotides long. NCBI's taxonomy places the organism in Eukaryota, Ciliophora, Spirotrichea, Euplotida, Euplotidae. The record is from the annotation of a GenBank genome assembly.
AAUGAUAGAAGGGAGGCCAAGAGAAAGUUUGGUGCAAUAUGAUAAUCCAAUCGAGGUUGGAUCUGGCUAUGAUACAAUGGAACAAGCUAAAACUAAAACCUUCGGCUCGAAGAAGAGUCAUCUUCCACCUAUUGAAGCAAAGCCAUCCACUGAGGAUAUUCUAAAUGCUAUUCUUCCUCCAAGAGAGUGGGUAGAAGGCGGCAAACGUUAUAUUCAGUAUGUCUCCCAUAAGGCUCCUUCAAGAGUUGAUGUUGCUUGUCUCAGAGAAAUGCUCGAUGAGAAAUUAAUGGAGAGACAAGCAAGGGAAAGUGGGAUCUGUCCAGUCAGAGAAGAACUUUUCUCCCAAUGUUUCGAUGAAAUCAUCAGACAAGUCACUAUCAACGAGUCCGAAAGAGGGUUGCUUUUAUUGAGAGUAAGAGAUGAAAUCAAAAUGACAAUUUCUGCUUAUCAGACUCUCUACCAAAGUGCUGUUACCUUUGGAAUGAGGAAGCAGUUACAGGCAGAGCAUGGAAAAGCUGAACUAGAAAGUAGAAUUGAAGAACUUGAAGAAAGAAAAACUAAACUUCAAAAUAAAGUAAUUGAACUCAAAAGCAAAAUUGAGGCAAUUGAAAAUAGAAACAAGGAAAGAAAAGAAAUAGAGCAAGAAAAAAGAGAGAAAGAAAUCGAUUUCCUGAAAUACCAAGAAUCCCAUCUUUCUAAAUUCUUGAAGAGCCUCACUGAAAAAUAAAUUACUCUUGAAUAAAAGCUACUCUG